Molecule: messenger RNA, 1348 nt
Organism: Drosophila subpulchrella
Lineage: Eukaryota; Metazoa; Arthropoda; Insecta; Diptera; Drosophilidae
Gene: Sgt
Product: small glutamine-rich tetratricopeptide repeat-containing protein beta
Exons: 1
Coding region: 103-1164 (353 amino acids)
Biological process (GO): post-translational protein targeting to endoplasmic reticulum membrane
Cellular component (GO): TRC complex; membrane
Molecular function (GO): protein binding; molecular adaptor activity
Source: RefSeq, a predicted model, not a curated record
GAAAUUUUGACAGCUAUAAUUUCACACUCACAUUUCGCCUAAUCACAUUUACUUUUUAACUUGCCUGUCGAAUUUAAGGGAAUAACCACAACCAGAGCCAAAAUGCCGGACGCAGUGCAGCAGAGUUUCGUGCGAAGCUUCAUCGACUACCUAAAGAAGCAGGUGGACGUCAUGUCGCCGGACCAGAGCGAAAGCAUCGAGGUGGCGAUCCAGUGCCUACAGGCGGCCUUUGACGUGGGCGAUGUGGAGGCGGCGCAGGACGCCGCUGGCCAGGAGCAGGCCACCACACAGAGCAGCACAUCGAGUGCCCCAGGCGGCGAUGCGCUGGCCAGCGGGAGCGCCGGCCUCGCCCCCAAAAACAUCGACAUGUUCGAGCUCUUCCAGUCGCUGUAUAUCGAACGCAAUCCGGAAUCCCUGGCCCUGGCCGAUUCCAUCAAGAACGAGGGCAACCGUCUGAUGAAGGAGUGCAAGUACAACGAGGCCCUGCUGCAGUACAACAGGGCCAUCGCCUUCGAUCCCAAGAACCCGAUCUUUUACUGCAACCGGGCAGCGGCCCACAUUCGACUGGGCGACAACGAGCGCGCCGUCACGGAUUGCAAGUCCGCCCUGCUGUACAACACCAACUACAGCAAGGCGUACUGCCGUCUGGGCGUUGCGUACUCCAACAUGGGUAAGUUCGCGGAGGCGGAGCAGGCUUAUGGCAAGGCCAUCGAGCUGGAACCGGACAAUCCAGACUACAGGAACAACCUGGAGGUGGCCAGGAAUGCCAGGAAUCAGCCACCGCAGCUGUCGCAUCUCACAGACGGCCUGAACGCCAUGCUGGCCAAUCCCACGGUGAGGAAUCUGUUCAGCAGCGCUGAGAUCGACUUGGAGCAGCUGCAGUCGAUGACCCAGAAUCCGAUGGUUAUGAAUACGAUUGGCCAGCUGUUCGCCAAUAUGGGCCAGCCAAAUGCUGGUGGAGCUGCUCCUGGUGCCGGUGGCGCCCCUGGAGCUCCAGGCGGUGCUCCACCGCAGAUCCCGGCCAUGCCCAACGACAUGCUGCAGCUGUUCCAGAGCUUCGCCAGCCAAUUGGUGGGCGCCCAGCAGCCAGGCGGUGGACCCAAUCCCAAUGCCAAUCCUGGCAACGGACAGCAGCCGGGAAAUCAACCACCGCCAAGCAUCUAGUGGGCUGGCAAUCCGAGCCAGAACCGGCGACAACACAUACACACAGAUUAAGUUUUUAAGCUGAAACUAUAAUUACUGUAUUUUUAAUGUUUAAAAGGCUUCUAUUACGCAUAUACAUAUAUAUAUAUAUUUUUAUUAAUGGUAAUAAAUAUAUACGUGCAAAACACUGCGAGCCUUGCAAGUG